AAAAACGAGGAAUUGUGAUAAAUAAAUAUUGCCAGUUAAAGAGCAAAAAUAAAAAAAAAUUGAACUUAACUAGAUAAUAGUACGAGUGAUAAUAGUCAGACGAAAGAACAACUAAAGUAGUGAAGGAAACUGCAACUGCAACUGCAACUGCAACGGUCGUCAUCAACUGUCAUAAAAAUUUAUUGAUAAGCUACUCAAGCAUAUUAAACAGACUCACUGGGUGCACAAAUUAAGUUAACAAUCAACAAUUCAAAGUACAAAUAGCUUUGGAUAAUGUCUAAGGAACAAGUUAAACUUGAUGCCACCAAGCAGGUAACCAGUCCUGAUGACUGUGAGGAUCUCAGUCCUAUGCCACAAACAGCUGCUCCACCUGUGCGACGACGUGGAGGUAUAUCCGCUGAACCAGUCACUGAAGAAGAUGCUACUAGUUACGUUAAAAAAGUUGUACCCAAAGACUAUAAGACAAUGGCUGCUCUUUCGAAAGCAAUUGCUAAAAAUGUGUUAUUUUCACAUUUAGAUGAAAACGAACGUUCAGAUAUUUUCGAUGCAAUGUUCCCUGUGACACAUUUAAUGGGCGAAAAUAUUAUACAACAAGGUGACGAGGGUGACAACUUCUAUGUACUUGAUCAAGGGGAAGUUGAGGUAUUCGUAAACUCAGAAAUGGUAACCACAAUUGGAGACGGUGGUAGUUUUGGUGAAUUGGCACUAAUUUAUGGUACACCUCGUGCUGCUACUGUACGAGCAAAAACUGAUGUAAAACUUUGGGGUAUUGAUCGGGAUUCAUAUAGACGAAUUUUGAUGGGUUCAACUAUACGUAAAAGAAAAAUGUACGAAGAAUUCUUGUCACGAGUUUCAAUUUUAGAGAGUCUUGAUAAGUGGGAACGUUUGACUGUCGCUGAUGCACUUGAGACUGUAUCGUUUGAGGAUGGAGAAACAAUUGUUAAGCAAGGUGAACCAGGUGAUGAUUUCUACAUUAUAGUAGAGGGUUGUGCUGUUGUGUUGCAACGACGUGCUGAGCAAGGCGACGAACCUGCAGAAGUUGGUCGUUUAGGUCCAAGUGAUUAUUUUGGUGAAAUCGCUUUGCUUUUAGAUCGUCCUAGAGCAGCAACAGUAGUGGCAAGAGGUCCACUAAAAUGUGUAAAAUUGGAUAGAGCGAGGUAA
Teleopsis dalmanni is the source of this 1161-nucleotide messenger RNA. RefSeq names its product cAMP-dependent protein kinase type I regulatory subunit. Gene Ontology annotation, cellular component: cAMP-dependent protein kinase complex. Gene Ontology annotation, molecular function: cAMP-dependent protein kinase regulator activity. NCBI's taxonomy places the organism in Eukaryota, Metazoa, Arthropoda, Insecta, Diptera, Diopsidae. Bases 274 to 1161 code for a protein of 295 amino acids. The transcript has 5 exons. Gene Ontology annotation, biological process: regulation of protein phosphorylation. The record is from RefSeq and is a predicted model, not a curated record.